Clunio marinus is the source of this 636-nucleotide messenger RNA. The record is from the annotation of a GenBank genome assembly. NCBI's taxonomy places the organism in Eukaryota, Metazoa, Arthropoda, Insecta, Diptera, Chironomidae.
AUGAAGCUAAUAAAGAUACAAUUCUGCUUUAUUCUUUUUUUAAAAUUGGCAAAAGGAAAUCCAGAAGGAAAAGUUUAUUGGUCGUCAGUUACUUACACCUCUAACCCAAUGUACGUUUCGGGUUUUGGUGUGAACAUAUUUAACGACACGGAUGGAAACACGAAUUUUAAUAUGACUUUCACUCAAUUAGAGGACAUGGAAAAGUUAUUAAUUACAAUUGUAAUUAUACAAAAUUCUAAAGACAUGAAAGAUUUUAAUCGCGAACUCUUAAGAAUUAAUGCAGAUACAUGUAAACUAUUCCAAGGCACGUUCAAAAAUUAUAUUGUACGCAACAUUUUCAGAGAUAUUAGAGAAGUUUCCAACGUAAAAUUUUCAUGUCCUCAACCAAAAGGUUCAUUCUACAUCAGUGAACUUAUAUUGCCUGGUUCUAUACCGUUUAUCGAUAAAUUUCUAAAGUACGCUUUAGAAGGAGAAUUUGAAUUAACUUUGCAGUUUCGAGCAAAACCAUUCAAAAAGAAAUUGACUGACGAUGAUAAUGUGAUUAUUGAAAGAAAUCACGAAGGUUUUGCACUAAUGGCACUAAAACCAUGGUUAAGCGUAAAACAAGCUAGUGCUAUCCACAAAUUUAUUUUUUAG